Moneuplotes crassus is the source of this 1114-nucleotide messenger RNA. The record is from the annotation of a GenBank genome assembly. NCBI's taxonomy places the organism in Eukaryota, Ciliophora, Spirotrichea, Euplotida, Euplotidae.
AUGGAAGCCACCCUAAAAGACCCCAACUGAAAGCCCCAUUACUCCUCCUACUGUGAAAACCAAGAAGAAGUCACUGCUCAAGAGGAAUAUAGCCCGGACGGCACACUAAACAAAGAGGAGUUCGGAGAGUCCGGAGAGACUGAAAUUUAUGGUGCAGAAGAGGAUGAGUGCGAAGAAGGUGAGGAAGUGGAGCAUCAUAGAGACUCAGGAAGAUAUCAGGAGGAAGAAGAUGAAGGUGAAGAUUGGGGAGAUAAUGAUGAUUAUGGAGGAAAUCAGUACUGUGAAUACUGAGUUGAGAAGGAUAAAGUGAUAAAAAGACUAGAGGAGAAGGUAUCUUUUGAUAAACAAACUUUAACUGACAAAAAUAAAAGAAUUUCACAUCUUCAACAGGUUGUUAAUUGUCUGAAUAAUGGAGAGUAUACUCCCAGAUGAAUGCAAGGUAAGGAAACUUAUGACCAACUUAAUGAGAAGUUGGAACAAAAACUUGGAAUUAUUGCUGAAUUAAAAUGAGAAAUCUCUGUAUUGAAAAAUAAUGAAAGCAAAGCAAACUUUUCUCAGCUUAAAACUAAUUGGUUAUUACGUCAGGAAAAAGAAGAAUUAAAGAUGCAUCUUUAUAAUCUUGAAUUAAUCAAGAAGAGAUUAAUACUCUAAAAAUUUCAAAUGCUAAUGAGCAGAUUAAAAAUCUUACACAACUUAAUCAGCAGCUUUCUGAUCAGGUCGAUAAAGUGACAGAAGAGAGUAAGGAAUUUCAGGAAUUAUGACAUGCUAAAACAGUUCUACUAUCUUCACUCAAAAAGCCUGCUUUACCUUCAAAACCAGUGAUGGUUGACGGCAAAUAUGAUUACAAAGAAUUGUUUACACAGAUCAUACUGAGGCUGGACCAAUCCUUAGAAUGCCCAAUUUCUUUCGCACCGAUUACAUCUCCUGCAAUCUGCCCUUCAGGGAAAACCAUUGAUAAGAGCGUCUUCAUCAAGCUUUCGCAGGGUGAUAAGAGAGACCCAUUCACAAACACAGACCUCCUCGGAGACCUGGUUGUUAACAGAUACAUGACUGAAAUCAUGAGCAUUAUCGAGGAGUUUAAGACCAAAAGUAAUUUUUCAAUAUAAUACACUCG